AUGAGCGAUUCGAUUACGGCAACAUCAAAAAAGAAAAGCAGCCAUCACUACGUUCUCGUCAGCUGUGUCGACACUUAUGGCGGUCAUGCGUUGGCGUACCAUUUGGCAACUGAACUCCAACGACGACCAGGAAUGCUCAAGAAACAUUGGCGUGUGCGUGCUCUCUGCCAUAGCCUUGAAGGAUUGCAAGAUCUCGUGGCCAUGGAUGUAGACUUGCAGCAAGUUGAUUACAAGAAUCCAAUGAUCCUCAAGGCUCAAAUGAAACACGUAAAGUGCGUGAUUGUUGUUCCUGACCAAACGGAGUAUCGGGUUGUCAAUGCAUGCAACAUCAUCGACGCUGCUUCUAUGCAUGGUGUUAAGCGUAUGCAAUUGGCUUCACUUGUCGGCUGUGAUUAUGCAGGUGAAUCAACACCCAUGGGCGGCUACAAUACUAUUGAAAGUCAUUUACGCAAUGUGUAUGCUUAUGGUCGCUGGUGUGUCUUUCGAGUUCCAAUGGUGCAUCAACUCUUCUACUUUUGGUCACGCAUGGUGACACAAGACAAGUGUGUGGGUAUGCCGAUAUCUCCCGACACCGAGUUUACUGUGAUUGAUAUCCAAGAUGUAUGCGAUGCCAUGGUGACCAUGUUGCUGAGUCCAAGAAAGCAAGACGUUGACGUAGAAGAAGACCUGUUUGAUAUUCCAGAUGCUGCCGUCAAGCGCAUUUACGAUUUGACCGGGACAUGUCCUUACACAGGAGGUGCGGUUGCCUACAGGCUUAAUGAAGCUCUUGGUGGUGAAGCUGGAGAAAUCACUUUUCAAGAGCUUGAUGAAGAAAGCUUUCGCCACUACCUUGAAAGCCUUAGUCAGCAACACCCACAUGCACAAGAUCCUCAAGGUCGCCGUGACCCUUUUCGACCUGAUCCACGUCGUGUGCUAGUACCUGCAACGAUUGAUCUAAUGAUGGAUUGUUUUCGCGUGGCUCGAGAGACGAAGCAAAUGGGCAUUGUCAAAGAUGAUGCUCGUAACCUUAUUGGCCGUCAACCAAAGGAUCUAUCGCAAUUUUUUAUUGACAACCAAGACCAAUUCAGAGGAUGA
Messenger RNA from Lichtheimia ornata, 1074 nucleotides. RefSeq lists its product as uncharacterized. The transcript is spliced from 4 exons. The coding region runs from base 1 to 1074 and encodes 357 amino acids. NCBI's taxonomy places the organism in Eukaryota, Fungi, Mucoromycota, Mucoromycetes, Mucorales, Lichtheimiaceae. The record is from RefSeq and is a predicted model, not a curated record.